Molecule: messenger RNA, 3524 nt
Organism: Salvelinus fontinalis (brook trout)
Lineage: Eukaryota; Metazoa; Chordata; Actinopteri; Salmoniformes; Salmonidae
Product: zinc finger protein OZF-like
Exons: 1
Coding region: 23-1741 (572 amino acids)
Biological process (GO): regulation of transcription by RNA polymerase II
Molecular function (GO): DNA-binding transcription factor activity, RNA polymerase II-specific; RNA polymerase II cis-regulatory region sequence-specific DNA binding
Source: RefSeq, a predicted model, not a curated record
UAAUGUGAAAACAUGACAAUAUAUGACUAUUCUUGCUCCUUUUAAGACAAAUGUCAAAUCAUUACAUUCAUUACAGACGUCAAUUAUUGUACAACAUCAUGGCUACGCUGUUGGCAUCACCUUUUACAGUGGAUUUCUGCUGUUGUGGGCCUUUAACCAUCUGUAUGACUUUGUCAUUCACACAGGAAAGAGACGUGACUGUCCUGGAUCCUCUGGGGAGCCUCAACAACCUCAUGAUGCUGACGAGGCAGAGAAGAGUCUCUCCAGAUCAGAACACUUCAAGAAACACCAGCGGAGAUCCACAGGGAAGAAACCUCAUUGCUGCUCUGACUGUGGGAAGAAAGUCACCUCCUCAGCAGGCAUUACAAUUCAUCAGAAAAUCCACACAGUAGAGAAACCUUAUAGCUGUCAAUGUGGGAAGAGUUUUACUCAUUCAACCAGCCUGAUAACACACCAGAGAACACACACAGGAGAGAAACCGUAUAGCUGUACUCAAUGUGGUAAGAGUUUUACUCAGCUAAGCAACCUUAUAUCACACCAGAGAACACACACAGGAGAGAAAUCAUAUAGCUGUGGUCAAUGUGGGAAGAGUUUUGGUCAAUCUAGCACUCUGACUCUACACCAAAGAAUACACACAGGAGAGAAAUCUUAUAGCUGUACUCAAUGUGGUAAGAGUUUUACUCAGCUAAGCAACCUUAUAUCACACCAGAGAACACACACAGGAGAGAAACCAUAUAGCUGUGGUCAAUGUGGGAAGAGUUUUGGUCAAUCUAGCACUCUGACUCUACACCAUAGAACACACACAGGAGAGAAACCAUAUAGCUGUAAUGAAUGUGUGAAGAGUUUUAUUCAUCUAAGCAGCUUGAUGUCACACAAGAGAACACACACAGGAGAGAAAUCUUAUAGCUGUACUCAAUGUGGGAAGAGUUUUGAUACAUCUAGCCAUCUUAUUGUACACCAGAGAAUACACACAGGAGAGAAACCUUAUAGCUGUGGUCAAUGUGGGAAGAGUUUUGGUCAAUCUAGCACUCUGACUCUACACCAGAGAAUACACACAGGAGAGAAAUCUUAUAGCUGUGGUCAAUGUGGGAAGAGUUUUACUACAUCUGCCCAACUGACUCUACACCAGAGAACACACACAGGAGAUAAACCUUAUGGCUGUGAUCAAUGUGGGAAGAGUUUUACUACAUCUGCCCAACUGACUCUACACCAGAGAACCCACACAGGAGAGAAACCUUAUAGCUGUGAUCAAUGUGGGAAGAGUUUUGCUGCAUCUAGCACUCUGACUCUACACCAUAGAAUGCACACAGGAGAGAAACCUUAUAGCUGUGAUCAAUGUGGAAAGAGUUUUGGUCGAUCUGGCCAGCUGACAUCACACCAGAGAAUACACACAGGAGAGAAAUCUUAUAGCUGUGCUCAAUGUGGAAAGAGUUUUGGUCGAUCUGGCCAGCUGACAUCACACCAGAGAAUACACACAGGAGAUAAAUCUUAUACCUGUGGUCAAUGUGGGAAGAGUUUUACUACAUCUAGCAUUCUGACUGUACACCAGAGAACACACACAGGAGAUAAACCUUAUACCUGUGGUCAAUGUGGGAAGAGUUUUACUACAUCUAGCAUUCUGACUGUACACCAGAGAAUACACACGGGAGAGAAACCUCAUAGCUGUGAUCAAUGUGGGAAGAGGUACACUGAUAAAAGAUCUCUGAUUAAACAUCAGAAAAUACAUGGAGUUGUUUCAUGAUAUCAAUGAAUUAAUGUCACAAUGUAGAAUGUUUUAACAUUGUAGGAGGAGUGUGUAAUGAUGUCAUAAUGUAGAAUGUUUUAACAUUGUAGUAGGAGUAUUUAAAUGAUGUCACAAUGUAGAACCCUAAAUGUUUGUCCCCUGUUCUAUUGAUUUCAACAUGAUAUGGAUAUUAGCCUCAGGGGGAAAAUCCAGGCUCUGAAUUGAAAGAGUAUUAUUUAUGUGAUUUAACAAAAAGUGACUAACACAAAAAGAGCUGUGUUACACUUACCAUGUUGAUGACCCACUUGAAUCAUAAUGCAACACUUCGAAAUGUAGCGAUCUAUUUUCUACAAAUUGUCCUCUAAUCAGGGAUGUACACAUUAUUCCCAUAUUCUGUGUGUUUUUUGAGCUUUUAGUUUUAACAGGACGCGUAACCUCAUCUCCCUUCUGUCACACAAAUAAUUUUGACAUGAUAUCGAUGAGUGAUUUUAAUAUUAAUAUACUCUGCAGUCAGUCAGAAUGUCACAAUGUAUAACACUAAACGUUUGCCCCCUUAUCAAUUGGUUUCAACAUGAUAUGGAUAUUAGGCUCAUUGGGGGAAAUCCAGGCUCUGAAUUGAAAGAGUACUAUUUAUGUGAUUUAACACAAAGUGACUAACAAAAAAAGAGUUGUCCUCUAACCAGUGAUGUACACAUUAUUCCCAGAAUCAACUGAUUUCAACAUGAUAUCGAUGAGUGAUGACAAAUAAGUGUUGUGUUCCUUUGUUUAGCGACCUCUACAUUUAAAUGCAUCACUCCAAUAUGUAGCUGACUGUCUCUAACCAGUGAGGUAAAAUAUAUCUCCCAUUUCCAUGUGUUUUUUUAGUUGUGUUAGUUUCAACAGCACGUACAACCUGAUGUCCCCCCUAAUCGAUAUCAGUGAUUUAUUGCUACUUGUCAAAACAACAGUGUUUCUGGUGCUUGUGCAGUUUAUAAGGUGUUUGUUUAAGUAAUAUGAUUAUUGUGGCAGAUGUUUGUGUAUAUAGCACAUUUUACAUUUAGGUUUUCAAUUUAUCACAAACUGUUUCUGCAUUUGGACUAUUGAUUUGGACACGUUUAAACUGUGACAUUGGGGAUAUCCCACCUAGCAAAAUGUCGUUGAAAAUAAGACUAUGCCUGACGUACAAUAUAAGUUUGGUUUUAGUUGAAAAUAAAAAUAUUUAAUUUCAACGUACUUGAACGUAAAUGUUCAGCUGUAGUUUUAUAUCGCAUGCACACCAAUGUUUAUGAAGAAACAGAUGAUUGGUGCAUAGGCAUACCUUGUCACGGACAUAAAGGCCACUCGGGUCCUCAUUGAAGAGGUAGGGCAAGAGCAGAAUCACUGCUGUGGUCUCCGGUCCUAGUAAAGUAAAGCAAUGAUCUUACUACACUUGAUCAUUUUAUUACAAAAUACAUUAGAGAAAGGGAAGGAAUAAGAGCAAAUCCCUCUUCUGUAUUGUCCUUCAGGGACUGUCAAAAUAGCAGGAUGAUGUCCUCACCCCUGCCUCGCCUCUCUACCUCUGAUAGUCCUUGAAUUAUCUUUUUGUCUAUAUCCAUUCCAUGGACUUGAUUCAUUUCUGAGAAGAUCUGAAAGAUAAUUUGCACACAUUUGUAUGCUAAUAGAUUUCAGUUUGUAUUGACUGCUAUGUAGGUUAAAUGUACACUUCAAAUGCAGCUGUCCUACAACAGAUCUGUACCUUCUUCUUGAUCCCAAUUGCAUUGUGUCCAUGUUCUGUCCUAUAAGAAUUUCAAAGGAAGAGAAAAUGUGUCAAAGAAUAGUCUUA